Messenger RNA from Adelges cooleyi (spruce gall adelgid), 1347 nucleotides. RefSeq lists its product as uncharacterized. The record is from RefSeq and is a predicted model, not a curated record. NCBI's taxonomy places the organism in Eukaryota, Metazoa, Arthropoda, Insecta, Hemiptera, Adelgidae. The transcript has a single exon. The coding region runs from base 1 to 1347 and encodes 448 amino acids.
AUGCUAUGUGAUUAUGACAAUGUGGUGGCGCAAAGAGAUUGUCUACAGGAAAAGUUGAUCUCAAUUGAAUUAUGGAAGGAGUCUAUCGUGCAAAACCAGAACGAUAUGUUCGGUCAGUUGAUCGGCAGAUACGACUAUCUAUGUAGUUCGUUCGCUUCGCAGCAGGAACAGGGCGUCAAAGAUCAAAAAGAAAAUGAACAGCUACGGUGUGAACUGGGAGAGUUGACGGACAAAAUUCAGCUGCAGGAAAACGUGAUCUGUGAAUUGCAACAUGCCAAGUUGGAACUCAAGAAUGAAAAUUGUAAAUUGCACAAAAAAGUGGCUGAACUGGUCGAAAACGGUAAACAGUUGUGCAGCAGAUUGGAACAAGCAGACAUACAGUUGCAGGAGAGCGAGCGGGAGUUGACCAGAGCGCAGAAAGCGUCGGGCGACAAGAAAUGCGAACGCGCCGAACUAGAGAACCGAAUAACCGAAGUCCAGGCACAGAACACGUGUUUGAAAUCGUCAAUGACCGAGUUGAAAAUCAAAAUGGAAAGCACCAUCAGCAAAUUGCAGACGGAAAUGAACGGGCUGCAGUGCCAGUUGGGUUCGAAAUCGACCGAAGUGGCCGAAAUCAAAAGAUACCUGGAAGACCGGCAACAGAAGUUGGAUGCGCAAGCCGAUCGGAUAGGGCGGCUAAAAAAGAUCAUUGAAGAGCUUCAGGAGGCGCGUUUGCAAGACAAGUGCAAGACGGACGAAGAAAUGUGCGAACUCAGGGCCGAAGUCGAAGCGGUCGGCAAAGAGUUAACGGCGGCCAACAGAAAGGUGUGCGACGCGCAAACCGAGGCCGAGAGACUUAGAUGCCAAAAGGACGAGCAAGUGAUGGUCAUUCAACGGUUGGAGUCGGCGUUGGACCAACAGCGUCAAGCGGCCAAAAAAAGCAAGCAAUGCGCCGAACUGGCAGCGCAAAAACAUACCACUGAACGGGAACAAUUGAACAACCAGUUGAAACUCAACGAAAGGAAGAUCAGCUUGAUGAAACAAGACGCGUGUGAGCUGAAGCGCGUCAUCGAAGACCGUUGCCGACAGAUAAAACGUCUCAAAGCCCAAAUAGCCGAAUUAAAGUGCACUUCCAAUCAAAACAACGGUUGCGACCAACCGGACUCGUUUACGUCAAUAUUGGAUAAGCAUUUGGAAGUAAUGACUGACGAAAGAGAAUCUGAGUUAAAAACACAAUUUUCACCGCAAGUCGAGAAAGACGACUGGGAUUUCAAAUCGAUGGCCAACACCAUGAAAAUGCAUUUAGACGAUUUCAGCGAAUCGUUUAACGAAAUAAAAAAAUUGUUCAAAAGAGAUUGCGAUAAAUAA